Linum trigynum is the source of this 2070-nucleotide messenger RNA. Lineage: Eukaryota; Viridiplantae; Streptophyta; Magnoliopsida; Malpighiales; Linaceae. The record is from the annotation of a GenBank genome assembly.
CCGGCUUUGCUUCUUUGCUCUCCAUUUGCUAAAUUUGUAAACCAUCCAAUUUCUCCUCUGUUUGCUGUCGCCCCUUCCCAAUGGGAGGCGCGACAUCGUUUCCAUCGGCUAGCCUCAUGUUUUAUCAAGGAAAAUAGCAAGAAUUUCCAUUGAGCUCCUGUUGCUUACUUCUCCCCAGGCUCCACAAAAUUUCUGCAAUGGGAGCCUGUUGUAGCACCGAGUUCCAUUUUGGCCCUGAGGAUGCCGACGACCCCACUGAGCAUAAGGAAUACGACAUUGAAAGCAACGCCGGUGAUGAUGAUGUCUUCUCCGGCGAUUACGGGGCCCGCGUUCGUCUUCAUGGGGCCUCCAAAUUCAUAUCCAUGUUCACCCAACAGGGGAAGAAAGGGGUCAAUCAAGAUGCCAUGACCGUCUGGGAGGAAUUUAUAGGGGAUAAAGAGAUGACAUUUUGCGGGGUGUUUGAUGGUCAUGGACCUUAUGGUCACAAGGUAGCAAGGCACGUUAGGGACAAUCUACCAUCAAAAUUGUCCACAGGGAUCAAAACAUCACAUCUGAAUAACUUCGAUAACAGCGACGUUAACCUUAGCAGCGAUGGGGAUAGUGACCAUGAUGCCAGCAAACCAAAAGAUGCCAAAAGUUCCUUGCUUUUGUCUGCCUGGGAAACAUGUUUGAUGAAAUGUUUCAAAGAGAUGGACCAGGAACUCAGCCUCGACGCUAGCAUUGAUAGCUAUUGCAGUGGCGCCACUGGGGUCACCGUAACUAAAAAAGGGAGGCACUUGUUGAUAGCAAACUUGGGUGAUUCCAGAGCGGUUCUUUGCAGCAGAGGAAACAAAAACCAGUUGAUCCCAAUUCAACUCACGGUGGAUUUGAAACCCAAUGUCCCAAGCGAAGCGGAAAGAAUCAAGAAGAACAACGGCAGAGUUUUUGCAAUGGAAGAGGAGCCCGAGAUUUUUAGAAUAUGGAUGCCAGAUGAAGAUUGCCCUGGUCUAGCCAUGGCAAGAGCUUUUGGAGAUUUCUGCCUCAAAGAUUACGGCCUCAUCUCGACCCCUGAAGUCUCCUACAGGAGGCUCACAAACAAUGAUGAAUUCGUCGUUCUAGCCACCGACGGAAUAUGGGAUGUGUUGACAAACGAGGAGGUGAUAAACAUAGUUGCAUCGGCAAGGAAGCGAUCAAUGGCGGCCAAAUUACUGGUUAAGUACGCGGUCAAUAUGUGGAGGACGAGACACCCAGGUUCUAGAAUCGAUGAUUGUGCAGUGGUAUGCUUGUUCCUAAAGAGCAAAACGAUUUUGGCGAGGUCGUUUUCGGAGGUAAGCAGGGUGAGCGCCAACCACACAGAGCUAGCAGAAAACUUCUCGGAAGUCAGUAGAGCUAGUGUUCAUCACUCGGAAAUUGCUGCCGUGCCGUUGAAAUCUAGAACCGUGAGGCAACACGUAGGGCGUCCGCCGUUGGGACCUGAUCACACCAAUAACAGCAACAAUAGCAACUCAGAGCAUAAUGGCGGCGAAGUGGCAGCCGAUAGCCAUGGAAUGAGUAGAGCGGACUCGUUCGCGGUGGUGUCUCCUGCAGGAAACGGGUUGAGCCAGAGGAGAGUGGCGAAAUCAAUGGAGCCGGUUGAAGCCUAACCCAAAAAACCAAAAUCCCUUUGUUUUGAUUUAUUUAAGCCUUUCCCUUUUUUUCUUUCUGAACUUCAUUAAUUUUCCUCGGAUGUUGAGGACGGGCAACAAUUUGGCUCCAGGAGAUUUAUACCUUUUUACAGGAAAAAAGAAAAGAAAAAAUUGCGCAUCUUUUUUGUGCAAUCCACCUUCCUUUUUGGUAAGGUUGCAGUUAGUGAAAGGAACAAACAUUUCCCAAACACUAUUAUGCAUUUUCACUCUCCACACCACCAACUGUUUAUUUAUGGCACAAGAAGAACUUUACAUUUGAACUUUGACAGAAGUGGUUUCAGUCGUCAUGGUCCCAGAGAUCGGCCACUAUCCUAAAAGGGCCUUCGGUUUUGUUGACGAACAGUUCUUCCCCAUCCAGCACCCGUUUCUUUACAGGAUUACAAAAUAAGAAAACAAGAAUUUCUUU